Molecule: messenger RNA, 642 nt
Organism: Aspergillus pseudonomiae
Lineage: Eukaryota; Fungi; Ascomycota; Eurotiomycetes; Eurotiales; Aspergillaceae
Exons: 2
Coding region: 1-642 (213 amino acids)
Source: RefSeq, a predicted model, not a curated record
AUGUGCAUCCGUCGAAUCGUAUCUUUUUACUAUACCUUCCUUUGCUGCCUGCGAGGAUGCGAAGACUCCGAUGAGGAAUGCGAUGAUCUAACUUCCUUCGAGGGUGAGAUGCCCAUUGGGGCAAGGAUAGAAUCUAUGACCGUUGUCAGAUAUGUCAACAAGGACAACUCCAUCGCCAUAACCCACACUGUUGUGGAGACUACUCACAUUGACCCACAAGCGGAUUGUGGCUCUGGCCAAGAUAUGGGGACCAAGAGUUCCAUCCCUGAUGAUGCGUCGGACGCAAGUACUCUCGUCGAAAAUCCCGAGACAGCGAUUGUACCAUCUGCAUCUUCCUUCCAAUCAGAUGAGAAAAUCAUCAUAGAGAAGGAUACCGAGAUCGUCUUACCUUGUCCAACAUUUGUCGAUAAUUACACUGGUUGUCGUAUGGUGGAACUGCGCUAUGUUACUUCUAUGUACCUUGAUCCUAUCGUUAUACCUCUUGACGAUUGUGAGUUCAAUAAGUGUGAAUCCAGCGAAUCAGACUCGGUUGAUGAUGAGGUUGAGGCGCUGUUUCGCUACAAAGACCUCAAGUUUUGCGCGUGCGUUCCGUUUGGUUAUGUAAAAGCCCGCGCUGAAAUGGAUCCUGCUGUAGUCGACUGA